AUGACAUCGACCUCCGCCUACGAUCCCCCCGCAGGCUACGGCCUCCGCCGCAACGGCACCUGUCUCGCGACCGAAGAAACCUGCGCCAACCCCUACGACGACUGGCACAACUGCUGUCCCGAGGGGACAUACUGCAACGACGACAACACGUGCUGCCCGACGAGCUCGAACUGCGCGGCGUUCAUCGAGGCGGACCCGCACUGCGCGAAUAACGUUACCUGGGAUCUAUACGAUAGUAACGGCUAUUUCUGCUGCCUGAGUAGCUCGUAUGGGUUCACGCGGAAUGAUCUGGUGUACAAUGGGACGAGGACGGGGGGAGUCGGGUGUGCGGACGGUUUGCCGGAUGGGGAGAGUUUGACGGCGAUUCCGCCGGUUGCCAGGGGUGUUGGGAGCGAGUCCGCUACACCGACGCCGACGCCUUCACCCGCGGACACGGACACCGCUACGACAACGCCGACACCAUCGGACGCAGACGCAGACGCAGACGCAGAAACUACAUCUUCAUCCUCAUCAACGAAUACGGGCGCAAUCGCAGGAGGAGUCGUCGGCGGCGUCGCGGGCCUGGCGGUGAUUCUUGCGCUGAUAUGGUUCAUCAUGCGACGACGACGACAGCGGAUUGCGCAGGGUGCGCUCGUCACGCCCGCGGACUCCGCGAGCACGGCGGCAAAGGAGUACUCGGGUAUCCAGCAGGCGGAGCUGGACGACAAUACGUAUCGGGCAGAGUUGUAUGGGAAUCAUAAUGCAAUGGCGCAUGAGUUACCUGCGAAUGGGCGGUGA
Messenger RNA from Aspergillus mulundensis, 777 nucleotides. RefSeq lists its product as uncharacterized. The transcript has 2 exons. Bases 1 to 777 code for a protein of 258 amino acids. NCBI's taxonomy places the organism in Eukaryota, Fungi, Ascomycota, Eurotiomycetes, Eurotiales, Aspergillaceae. The record is from RefSeq and is a predicted model, not a curated record.